AGCGGAGGCGCAGGAAUUGCACAGUCCGCGUCAGCGCAGCGCGAGCACAGGUCAUGCUCACAGCGCUCCCGGGCUCCAGACACACACGCACGGCGAGCGAGGCCAGCGGCACGGCCGACAGCGGCGUCAACACUCGCGCGGCGAGCAGCGGCAGCGGCGGCGGCAUCGACAGCAGCGUGCGCACCGAGCGAGAGAGCGGCGCCGCGUCCGGCAAGACCCCCAGCAGCAGCAGCGGCGCGCUCCCGCCGUGCGAUCCGCUCCGCCAGGCGCUGCGGCUGCCCAUCAGGGUGCUCACCAUGCUGACGGCACGCGCCGGGCACAUCCUGCACGCCGAGUACCUGCAGCCGCUCCCCUCCACGCCCGUCAGCCCCAUAGAGUUGGACGCCAAGAAGAGCCCUCUGGCUCUGCUGGCGCAGACGUGCUCGCAGAUCGGCAAGCCCGAGGCGCCGCCCAAUAAACUCGGCGGCGUCUCAGGCGGCGGCGGAGGCGGUGGCGGCUCGGACAAGGAGACGCCCGCCAAGAGCGGCCCGCUGCGGCUGAGCGACAUCGGCGGCGAGGACAAGUCGAGCUUCAAGCCCUACGCCAAGGGCCUGGAGAAGGGCAAGGACGACGGCGGGGGAGGAGGAGGAGGUGGCGGCGGCGGUGGCGGCGGCGGUGGCGAGAAGCCCGGAUUCCGCGUGCCCAGCGCCACCUGCCAGCCCUUCACCCCGCGGCCCGGCAGCGCCAGCUCGGCCGCCGCCUCCUCCUCGUCGCCCAAGCCCCAAGGCGACCCCAAGGCGGCCGGGGAGGGCGCGCAGGACAAGAAGGAGAGCGGCGAGCAGCAGGGCAAGAGCGCGGCCGACGGCUCCUCUUCCGCCUCCUCCUCCUCCUCGUCCUCCUCCUCUUCGUCCUCCUCGUUGUUGUCGUCGUCGUCCAACGCGGGGGCGAGCGUGAGCCACAACCGCAUCAGCGUGAGCUGCGCGGGCAUCAACGUGGAGGUCAACCAGGAGACGUGUCUCAGCGGAAAGGGCGGCGGCGGCGGCGGGGGGGGCCCCGGAGACGCGUCUGGGCUGGGGGGCCCCGCUCACGUGGCGUCCGUGUCCCCCUACAAGGGCGGCCAGACCGUGUUCCCGCUGCCGCCCGUCAGCAUGGGCUACGGCGCGUCCCUGUCGGGCUCGUACGCGGGUUACCCGCCGCACUUCCUGCCGCACGGCCUCUCCCUGGACCCGGGCAAGAGCGCGCUGGGCAGCGCGCUGGGCUGCAGCAUGCCCGGCCGCGGCCCCGCGGGCGCCUCGCCCCUCGCCGGCGCCUCCCCGCCCUCUCUGCUGGGCGGCCUCUGCAGGGACCCCUACUGCCUGAGCUACCACAGCGCGGCGCACCUGGCGGGCACCACGGCCGUGUGCGGCUCCUCGCACGCCGAGCAGAACGCGCUCAAGAACGCCUACCCGCUCAUGUACCCGCCGCACCACAUGCAGUCGGCCGGCCUGCACACGCUCGCCACGCACCCGCUCUACCCCUACAGCUUCAUGCUGCCCAACGAGGCGGCGCCGCACGUGUGCAACUGGGUGUCCGCCAACGGGCCCUGCGACAAGCGCUUCUCCUCCUCCGAGGAGCUGCUCAGCCACCUGCGCAGCCACACGGCGCUGCCUGGCGCCGACAAACUCCUGGGCGGCUACCACAGCGCGGCCGCCGCGGCCGCCGCCGCCGCCUGCCACAUGCACAUGCCCUCGGCUCACGGCGGCGGCCUGGCGCUGCGCUCGCCGCACACGCUGGGCCUGAGCCGCUACCACCCGUACGCCAAGGCGCCCCUGGGGGGUCCCGUGGCGCCCCCCGUCACGGCGAUGCCCGUGCCCGCGUCCGGACCCUACUACUCGCCCUACGCAUUCUACGGGCAGAGGCUCGCCACGGCGUCCGCGCUCGGCUACCAGUGACGGGGCCCCGCGAUGCACCAGGCAACGAGUCCGUCCGUUCCUCGGCCCGUGGUGCCCCCCACUCCACCAACCUCGCGAGGCCAGCCCAAACACCCCCCCCCCCGUCAACCCCCUCUCCCUCACCGCCCCCCCCCUUCCACGUGGGGGGGGGGGAGAACUAUAAUUUAUUGCCGAUAGCUCCAAGCACCGCGCGGGCGGGCAGUGUGUACAUAGAGGCGCGGCGUGACGGCGCGCAUUUGUUACGAGUCAAAUGUUCGGGUUACCACCGUUACCUGCUCGGGUUUCCAUUUACCUGGCCAGGUUAUCAGUCACCUGUUCGGGUUCUGUUGGGUAUAAAAAAAAGUUACCUGUUCCGGGGAAAUGGGGGGAGGACGGGCGGGGAAAGGGGGGCAGCGCUUUUUUCCGAAGAAAAUUAUUGCAUGGCUGUUAAUAUUACGCCAUUUUUGUUUGACUUUAUGAAAAAAAUAUUAAUAAUGGUAAUAGUAAUGAUAUCAAUAAUGGAUGAUGAUGAUAACGAUGAAGAUGAUGAUGAUGAAGAUGAUGAUCCGGUUUCCAUUUGCGCGAGGCGCCCGAUGCGGCCUGCAUGUUCGCACGCAGCGCGUCUGAUGUCGUGUAAAUUUAAUCAGCUCUAUUUUAUUAUUAAAUGUACAAAGUGUAAAUUCCUGUCUCAUGAUUACUUUUGCUAAAAAAAAAAGAGAAAAAUACAGAGGAUCUUAAUAAAUAAUUGAGCUUAA
Lethenteron reissneri (Far Eastern brook lamprey) is the source of this 2644-nucleotide messenger RNA. Its product is annotated as zinc finger protein 503-like. Gene Ontology annotation, biological process: negative regulation of DNA-templated transcription. Gene Ontology annotation, cellular component: nucleus. The record is from RefSeq and is a predicted model, not a curated record. NCBI's taxonomy places the organism in Eukaryota, Metazoa, Chordata, Hyperoartia, Petromyzontiformes, Petromyzontidae.